AGAGCGGUUUGGUCGUUCGUUGGAGGAGUGACUUUUCUUUGCUCGGCGACUGCGGCUCUUCAUUGGCAGCAGAGUCGGCACGGCGUUCGGAGUGGUGGCCUAAGACUUCGGCGUGAGGUAGGAGAAGAUGGCCCGAACCAAGCAAACUGCGCGUAAAUCCACGGGUGGGAAAGCCCCGCGCAAACAGCUGGCCACCAAAGCUGCCAGGAAAAGCGCCCCCUCUACCGGCGGGGUGAAGAAGCCUCAUCGCUACAGGCCCGGGACCGUGGCGCUCCGAGAGAUUCGUCGCUACCAGAAGUCGACCGAGCUUCUCAUCCGGAAGCUGCCUUUCCAGAGGUUGGUGAGGGAGAUUGCCCAGGAUUUCAAGACCGACUUGAGGUUUCAGAGUGCGGCCAUCGGUGCGCUUCAGGAGGCUAGUGAAGCGUACCUGGUGGGUUUGUUUGAAGAUACUAAUCUGUGUGCCAUCCACGCUAAGAGAGUCACCAUCAUGCCCAAAGACAUCCAGUUGGCUCGCCGGAUACGGGGAGAGAGAGCUUAAGCAAAGGCAGUUUUUAUGGCGUUUUGUAGUAAAUUCUGUAAAAUACUUUGGUUUAAUUUGUGACUUUUUUUGUAAGAAAUUGUUUAUAAUAUGUUGCAUUUGUACUUAAGUCAUUCCAUCUUUCACUCAGGAUGAAUGCGAAAAGUGACUGUUCACAGACCUCAGUGAUGUGAGCACUGUUGCUCAGGAGUGACAAGUUGCUAAUAUGCAGAAGGGAUGGGUGAUAUUUCUUGCUUCUCAUGAUGCAUGUUUCUGUAUGUUAAUGACUUGUUGGGUAGCUAUUAAGGUACUAGAAUUGAUAAAUAAAUGUGUACAGGGUCCUUUUGCAAUAAAACUGGUUAUGACUUGAUCCAAGUGUUUAACAAUUGGGGCUGUUAAGUCUGACCAUACAUCACUGUGAUAGAAUGUGGGCUUUUUCAAGGGUGAAGAUACAAGUCUUAACCACAGUGUAACUUACAGUUUCCUUAAAAAAAAAAAAAAAAAAAAAAAAAAGUAAACCUGGCAGCUAUAGAAUACACUAUGUGCAUUUAUAAUAGCUAUUUUAUAUAUUGUAGUGUCAACAUUUUUAAAUUAAAUGUUUUACAUUCACAAGUGGUGGGGAGUCUUGUCAUUAAGGUGUGUGUAAUUUAGAGUCCAGUUGGUUUUCUCCUAACUAGACUGCACUUAUUUUCAUAGUAGUAAAAUGCUAUGUGCAUUAUACCUUGCAUAAGUCCUCAUUCUACCACAUGUUAACCCUCUAGCUGAUAAUGCAAACACUAACUGGGGGAUUUUAUUUAUAAGGGCUCUAGAAUAAAAAUACAAGUUAUUCACACCAGCAUCAUCUGUUACUAAUAUUCUGAACUAGUUAGUGCAGCUUUCAUUGUGUUGUGGUUGGUCUCAUAACUAGGUUGAGUUUUUCUUCUAAGAGGAAACAAUAACGAAGUUCUUUUCCUUGUGGAGUUUGUAUUAUAAUAACCCUAGCAUAAAGUUGCUGUGGGGGAGGAGCACAAAGUUCCAGCUCAUUGAACUUCUGCCAGUUAAAGUGGUGUCUGGUUAGGUUACAUCUGGUUACUGUCUUGGGAAAUUCACUUUUAUAGAGAUGGCCUUCCAAGUGGUUUUAAAAUUUAUCCUAUUGAAGUUUUUAGGUCAAUUAUGUAUGUUGACUAAAUUUACAAAUAAACUUGUUUAUCCAACUAAGUGUCAAAAACCUAAAUUGAAUGUGCAGAGCUUUAAUAAAUCCAUUUCUAGGGUUUUUGUAUCCUAAUGUUUGAGCUUAGAUUGCAGAUUUUGCUUGGUAGACACAGGGACCUUUUAUUUACAGAGAUACUUGUAGAAAGCAUGUGAACAGCCCUUUGCUCUAUAAAAAUGCCAUAAUGUUGCCGUAUUUGCAGUGUGGGCUUAAGACAAACUAUAUUAAUAUGCUCUUCCCAUGAAAACCAGUUUUCUUAAUGAUGGCUGCUACUAAAGCAUAGUAUGUGAAUGUCAGCAAGACACAGGCAUGAGUUGCCAGUCAUCUAAAAGCAUUCCUAUUUGAAGCUAGUAACUGCAUAAAGAAAAUUCUACCCUAUUAAAAAAUUGCUUUUUAAAAAAUUUAGUUUCAAAUGUAAUCAGCUUGAGAGGCGCAAGAUCUUUUAUGUGUCUUUGGGGUCUUGAUAACUUAGUCUCCCCUGAGAUGUCAAAGAUUGAAUCCAGUACGCUAUAAUGAACUGGUUUUCUAGAAGGUCCAUCAUAAGCAGAUCUGAAACAAGCACUCUUAGAAAUUUUGAUAGUUUGUUCACAGUGUGCUUCUGAAUGAGACUGGGAUCACAGACAUUGGGAUGUGCUGUGCUCUGGAGUAUCUGGCAGUGUCUGGAAAAACUAGAGAAACCCAGCCGUGGUGAAAGUAAGCUUAUUACUACAUGUGACAACCCAAAUGGGUGGCACUAAUGACCUUUCUCCCCCAGGCUGCAGUGUGACAUAGGCUGUUGGAUUAUAUCGCGCAGCUUGGAAUCUGCAGUUUAAGUCGUGCAACUUGUGCUUCUACACUUUGCUUGAACACUCAACCCAGAAGGCAAAAAUAUCCCUUGGUUCUAGGAAGCUGCCUAUACAGGAUAUCCCUGAAGUGAGGGCAAUGGAGCAGAAUCUAAGGAGAAAAGCAAAAGUUGGGGCUGAAGGUAUCCUGUGGCCUUGAUGGAUGUCCGAGACAAAUAAAAGUUUUUGAAGCUACAA
Carlito syrichta (Philippine tarsier) is the source of this 2725-nucleotide messenger RNA. Its product is annotated as histone H3.3. The coding region runs from base 128 to 538 and encodes 136 amino acids. Lineage: Eukaryota; Metazoa; Chordata; Mammalia; Primates; Tarsiidae. The transcript is spliced from 4 exons. The record is from RefSeq and is a predicted model, not a curated record. Gene Ontology annotation, cellular component: nucleosome. Gene Ontology annotation, molecular function: DNA binding; protein heterodimerization activity; structural constituent of chromatin.